Molecule: messenger RNA, 2121 nt
Organism: Clavispora lusitaniae ATCC 42720
Lineage: Eukaryota; Fungi; Ascomycota; Pichiomycetes; Serinales; Metschnikowiaceae
Gene: ACF2
Product: Acf2p
Cellular component (GO): cell surface
Molecular function (GO): endo-1,3(4)-beta-glucanase activity; glucan endo-1,3-beta-D-glucosidase activity
Source: RefSeq, a predicted model, not a curated record
AUGCCAGUAGAGCUUUUCCAAUCGCCCAUUGCUAUUUCGCCUCCUCCUGGAGCUUUUCCCACGAGACAGCAUCCUCAGCCACCCAUCAAUUCAGAUGUGCAAACUCCACUUCAAACGAACAACACGUUCAACAAUCUCUUACUAGCUGACCAAACAUUCCCCGCAUGGCCACUUCCGUAUCUGCUUUGGAUCACUAAAGACGGAGAAUCCGACUGGGGCUUGGCUUUCAACCACACCGAAAAAAGCCAGUUUGUUUUUGGUCCUGAUCCAUCGCAAAACCCUGUCCAGUUCUACUUCAACCCACCCAAGAUCAAGCUGUUCGCUUAUUCGGGCAAGGGCUGGCGAAACGUCUCUGUCCGUACAAUUGAAAAUGGCAAACUUUACCACACGUUACAUUUAUCCGGCGGUGGGUCUGGCACAAUCACAGUUCCAAUGUCUUAUGGUAUGGGCUUUGUCACUGCCAUCUACGAAAACGAGAUUCCUGUCCUUCAUUCGGCCGUGGGCGUUCAAGAGUUUCGGCCAGCAGGCUUAGUCAACAACAAUCGCACGGCGAAGUAUGUUGCUCGAUUAUUUGACCAGAGAAUAUGGUCAAUUUACGUCAGCGAAGAUCCUGGAAACCAACUUGUAUUGGUUGACCCCAAUCACAUUGAGACAUCUAACCCGUCAGCAAAGAUGGUGAUUCAGAUUUGUAAAGGCGAAAGCACCACUUAUGACCAGGCCUGUGGUACUUUUCCUACUGAAGCCACACUUGUGGGCAAUGUCGACCCUUCCAGCAAUGUUGGGAAGUAUUCUUUCUCCUACAAGAUGAGCGGCGUAUCAUCUUCCGGGGCUGGAAUUGUAUGGUGUCUUCCUCAUCAACAGGAGACCCUCAGUUCUGAAACAAAGAGAGCAGAGACUGGCUUGCUACUUGACUCUCCCACAAAAGGGGUUAUGAAAGCGUAUCUUUGUAAUACUCUCAGUAUGGAAGUUCCGAAUUUGCCUACCGAUAUUGGUUUUCAGCCGUGGACAUCUGUCUCGGGGUUUGGGAAGCCUAACUAUUCGCAAUCAGCACUUGGGUUGAUUAGACAGGCAGCCGAAAAAGAAGUGCAGCAAGAUGUUCUUGCUUCGUGUGAUGUUGAUUCCAUGUACUUUGGCGGGAAACAACUAGACAAGUAUGCAUAUCUUGCAUAUGUCACCCACUUUGUCUUACGGGACUCUGGCCUCACACAAUCGGUUUUGCCCAAAAUUAAACAGGCAAUCGAAAAAUAUGCUAGUAAUCAUCAGCAGUUUCCUUUGUGCUACGAUGCCAGCUGGAAGGGGCUCAUUUCCACCGCUAAACCAGAUCAAGAUUUUGGUAACUCGAAUUAUAACGAUCACCACUUUCACUAUGGAUAUCACGUCCAUGCGAUUGCUUUAGUUGCAAGCAUUGAUCCAAACUGGCUACAUGAAAAUGGCGAUCUUGUGUUGAAUUAUGCACUCACUUUGAUUCGAGACUAUGCAAACCCUUCAGCAAAAGAUCCCUACUUUCCUCAAUCGAGGAACUUUGAUUGGUUCCAUGGUCAUUCUUUUGCGCAUGGAAUCUUCCCAAGCGGAGACGGGAAAAACGAAGAAUCCUCGUCGGAAGAUUACCAUUCUAUCUACGGCAUCAAGCUUUUUGGAAAAGUGAUUGGCGACUCGGCCAUGGAACAUGGUGCUAAUUUGAUGUUGGGUAUCAUGAGGAAGUCAUUGAACAUGUACAUGUUGUAUUCCAGUGAUAACACCACACAACCGUCCAAUUUCGCUGCUAACAAGGUUUCUGGAAUUCUUUUCGAAAACAAAAUCGAUUUCGCCACUUUCUUUGGAAGAGGAACUGUGGGCGACGAAUUUAUCCACGGUAUACAUAUGAUUCCAAUAACCCCAAUCUCCUCGUACAUUCGAGGAGCACGAUUCGUGAAAGAAGAAUGGGACCAGAAACUCUGCACAAUUGUGGACCGUAUUCCAGAUGGGUGGCGGGGUAUAUUGAUGUUAAAUUAUGGCUUGUUUGAUCCACGGGCAGCGUGGCAGUUUUUCUCUGCUCCCAACUGGGACGAUCGUUUCUUGGAUGGCGGAAUGUCUCGCACAUGGUCUUUGGCCUACCUUGCUGGCAUUGGAGGCUCUACGUAA